CGCCUCACCUCACGCAGUCACGCCCCCAGCACAAGCCCAAAGCCAGAACAGAACAGCCCCGCACCGAAAUCUCGCUCGCGUCGCGGGGAAGGAGAGAGAGAGAGAGAGAGGGCUGGGAAGGGAAUACAGCUGACGAAAUCCCUCGCCACCGCUCCACCGCCACCCGGCGUCACACGCCCCGCCUAAACCCCUCUCCUCCUCCUACGCGGCCGGGGCGCCGAGCCCGCUUCCUCCGCCCGCGCCGCGAGGGGAAACCCUAGCGGCCGCAGAUCUCGCACGAGCGCUUUCGAUCCGCGCGUGCAGAGGCCGAUUUGUCCGGAAAAUGGCGGACGACGGGGCCGUCGACAGGGAGCAGGAGCAGCGGCAGCUCGAGGACCGGCUCAGGGAGGUCGGGAAACGCCUGCAGGCGCCGCCCGACGCCGCGGAGGACCUGUUCAAGCUCCUCGAUGAAGUCGAGGAGUGUUUACUUAAAGUAGAGCAGUCACCUCCUCAGAGCACAUCUAAUGCUAUUCGACCAGCAACCAAAGCUUUGGUCAAGAAAGAGCUGUUUGGUCAUGCUGAUCCAAAUGUCAGACUUGCUGUGGCAUCAUGUAUCUCUGAGAUCACUAGAAUCACGGCACCUGAUGCUCCAUACGACGAUGAUGUAAUGAAGGACGUGUUCUCUUUAAUUGUUGGGGCCUUCCAAGAUCUUGAUGACAUAGAGAGCCCCUUCUUCAGAAGGAGGGCUUCAAUUCUUGAUACCGUGGCAAAGGUCCGGUCCUGUGUGGUGAUGCUAGACCUUGAAUGUGAUGAUUUAAUACGUGAUAUGUUCCAUCACUUCGUCAGGACUGUCUCUUCUGAACAUUCAGAAGCUGUCAUAUCCUGCAUGGAAACAAUAAUGAAAUUGGUAAUUGAGGAGAGUGAGGAUGUCCAGCCACAGAUUGCAUCAUGUUUGCUCGAGAAUGUUAGGAAAGAAGAAAAGGAAUCUUCUUCACCACCCUUUGUACUUGCUGAGAAGGUGAUAGGCAUGUGCCGUGAAAAACUAAAGCCAGUCUUUCUGCAAUUACUAAAAGGCACUUCCUUGAACGAAUACAGCCAAGUUGUCACAUCAGUUUGUGAAGGGGGUUCAGAUGACAAGGAAGAUAACAAUGCUGACCCGUCUGGGAAGGACACGGUGGAUGAUGGCAAACUUUCUGAAAGGACUAUUUCUGAUGAGUUGCCUCAGGAAUCUUCAAAGGUGGAUCAAGAUGUUAGCCAUCCUGAACAAGAUGGUACUUCAAUGAAUGGUACUCCGGGUACUGCUAUUGGCAGUGGUGCAACUCCAGCUGAUAAUGGUGAGUCUAAUCAAGGACUACCUUCCACAAAAGAGAAGCUUGAACAAUCUUGCUAUGCUGAGAACACAGUAGAUGCUGAUCAGUUGAAAUCUGACAACAAUGAAGGUGCAGAAUCCAUUGCUGCAAAGCCCAAGAAGUCGUCUGCCCUUGAUUCAGACAAAAAUCUUAAGCUCAAUCUCUCAGAAACAUCUGAAGCAACUGCACAUUCUAAUGCUGAUAUUAAAAAAGAAACUUUUGUAGCAUCUGGAGAGGCAGUCAAUGGAGCAUCUGAUGAUACAUCAAGGCCUGCUGAUACUACCCCUAUUAAACCAAAACGAGGUCGACCUCCUGCUGCAAAGUCAUUAGAAAAGAAGGCUGCUGGAAAGAACCAACCUUCAAGUUUGGAUUUGAAAAAGGUCGAGGAUGCUACUGAGUCAGCAGGGAAGUCAACAAAACGAUCAGCUAAGGAUGAUGUCAAGUCUUCUGUAAAAAAGGCUGGUGAAGGAGAAUCAUCUAAGAAGCAUCAAAAGAGCAGUUCAAAACAACAGAAGGAUGAAACUCUCUCCAAGGAAGGUACUGCCAAGGAUUUGAGCCUAAAGGAAAUGGUCUCUCCAAAGUCUUCGACCAAGGGGCCGGGUAGAUCCAAAGGGCCAGGUGCGGAGAAUAGCACAUCUAAGAGGGUGCGACAACAAGAGACUGAAGAGCCUCCUCGUUCGAGAAAAAACAAAGGCCUUGAUGGAACCCUUGUGGGUACAAGAAUUAAAGUUUGGUGGCCAGACGAUAAGAUGUUCUACAAUGGCGUCGUUGACUCAUUUGAUUAUGUUUCUAAAAGGCAUAAGGUUGCAUAUGACGAUGGGGAUGUAGAGGUACUACUGCUCAGGGAUGAAAAGUGGGAAUUCAUCAGUGAGGAAAAAGGAACUGCUGUGGCACCAGACACGCCACGAGGCAGAAAAAGAAAAGGAGAUUCUCUGAAGGAAGGCAAUACAGAAACACCUAAAAGUGAUGGAGGGGAUCUUCCAAAGAAAAGGGGGCGUCCAAAAGGUGUGCGUUCCAGCAACGGGACACCUGUCCCUAGUAACAACAGCUCUGCAACUCCAAGCUCAAAGGUUAAAACUGCAAGCAGGGAUGUCAAAGAAACGGAUAAAACUGGCAGUGACGUUAAAAUGGAAGUUGAGAAGAGCUCCAAGGACAAAGCCACUCGAUCAACUGAGAAGACAAAGGAUGAAUUGCCUAAAGAUGGUGGUGACAAAAGUGCGAACAAACCAAAGGAGGCUACCAGUAGAGCCAAGGAUUUAAAAGAUGAAAGCAAAUCCACUGAAGGAAAAGCCAGACCGGGUCGUAAACCAAAACAUGCUGGUACUCCUGCAGAUAAUGAGGCCGACAAAGAGAAGCGGAAGGAGAAAGAAGGCAAGACAGCCGAAAUAGAGCAGGAGGCACCAGGGAUUGCUUCUACAGGAAAGAAGCGCAGAAGAAAGGCUUAAAUCAACCACCUAUGAGCUCUCUUGUAAAUGGUUUCCCUCCCUAGAUUCACUCCGUAGUCUGAAAGGUGUUAGCACUGCAUCAUGUAUGAGUUGUAACCCUUGGUUCGGUUGCCUUUCGAAUUGUCAUCUGUUUGGGCAUGUAGUAGUUAGGAGUCGUAGCAACAUUUGCUAUAAUUGUAAUGGUAGGCGUAACUUCUGUUCAUUGUGGUCAGAUGCACGGUGCAAAGCUUCUAGCGUAAAAGUUCCCAUGCUUACUAAUGUUCUAUUUAUAUAGUCCAUUUGAACAGUGCA
Messenger RNA from Phragmites australis (common reed), 3064 nucleotides. RefSeq names its product sister chromatid cohesion protein PDS5 homolog C-like. The record is from RefSeq and is a predicted model, not a curated record. The coding region runs from base 323 to 2773 and encodes 816 amino acids. Gene Ontology annotation, cellular component: chromatin; nucleus. The transcript has 14 exons. Lineage: Eukaryota; Viridiplantae; Streptophyta; Magnoliopsida; Poales; Poaceae. Gene Ontology annotation, biological process: mitotic sister chromatid cohesion; DNA repair.